Solanum dulcamara is the source of this 1453-nucleotide messenger RNA. RefSeq names its product ranBP2-type zinc finger protein At1g67325. Gene Ontology annotation, molecular function: mRNA binding. The record is from RefSeq and is a predicted model, not a curated record. The transcript is spliced from 7 exons. Lineage: Eukaryota; Viridiplantae; Streptophyta; Magnoliopsida; Solanales; Solanaceae. The coding region runs from base 146 to 1144 and encodes 332 amino acids. Gene Ontology annotation, cellular component: cytoplasm.
GUGAAUCCCUGGCCAGUCAAGUCGCAAAAACAAAGUAGGGCAAUAAAUCCCUCUUUGCUGUACUGAAAGAGCUGUGUAACAGGCGGUUCGAUUCUCCUUCUCUCUCAUCGGAGGGACGAAGAAGAUAACAUACAGAGAGAGAGGAAUGGGACGAGAAGGAGAUUGGGAGUGUAGUAGUUGCGGUAAUAGGAACUACGCAUUCAGAUGUUUCUGCAAUAGAUGUAAGCAGCCUCGUCUACUUGUUGACAACAAAACUCCUCAUGAUUCCAAGUGGUUUCCUCGUAUUGGCGAUUGGAUCUGCACGGGUUGCACUAACAACAAUUAUGCAUCGAGAGAAAAAUGCAAAAAAUGUGGACAACCAAAGGAGGUAGCAGCAAUGCCAGCAAUUGCAAUCCCUGGAGCAUCUCUCCCAACUCAUCCAAAUUAUUUUGCCAGGGCACAAGGAGGAGUGGAACAGAGGUUGAACAUUGGGUUGUUAGGACAUGGAGCUCUCCAACAACAACUUCCAUUGAGCUCUAACUGGUCUCUAGGGGAGGCUGGUCAAUACGAAAGCCAGCCUGCUGAUCGGUAUAGACUGCUGCAAACUCCUGGAGUUCCAUAUGCAAGCCAAACGAAUCAGCUGCUUCCAGUUCCAAAUGGAUGGCGUAAUGGUGACUGGCUCUGCAGUUGUGGCUUUCACAACUACUCUUCUCGAGCUCAGUGCAAAAAAUGCAAUGCUUCGGCACCUCCAGCUUCAUCGUCUUCUCUUGCGAGUACCCCUAUUACAGCUCUUGGAACAAAGCGAUUAGCAUCCGAGGAACUUGUUCAUGAUUGGGACAACAAGAGGCUGAAUGCAGGGCAUACAUUUGGGUAUCAGCAAGGUUAUCCAAGAGCAGAAAGGAUGGGGUAUUCAGGGGAAAAUCAACUAACUGCUAUCUCAUCGACCUUCCCUAUAGAAAAUUCAAUGGUGCUUCCUUUGCAAGCCAACCUGCAGAUUUCUCGUGUACCAGCAGCACCUACACUCCUUGGCAAAGGGGCAAAACAAUGGCGUGAUGGGGACUGGAUGUGCACAAAUUGCAAUAAUCAUAAUUAUGCAUCUCGAUCAAAUUGUAAUAGGUGCAAAAGUGAAAGAGACGUGCCAACUCAACCUGUUAGUGUUGCAUAGCACUUGAGUUAUAACUGGGUUGAAUUUGUUGUAGCUUUACAAGAUACAUUGGUAUCCUCCUUUUAACUUUUUAUCAUGUUGUGUGUAGUUUUUGUAGAUUUGGUGAAAAAUCAAAUGAGGUACAUUAGUAAGAUAUGGUGUAAAUUGAUUGUUUUACCGGUUUUGCUUCAGGAGACCCGAGGUGCACUAGAGAAUAGUGUCAGUAUGUUCUCUAUUUUCUCGUUGAACUGUUUCUUCAAAUACUCUGCGACUGAUAUUGCAAUCUGUAUCAGCUUGAGUCGUCUGAUAUAUUAUAUUGAAUUAUCUGUU